Triticum turgidum subsp. durum (durum wheat) is the source of this 1284-nucleotide messenger RNA. The record is from the annotation of a GenBank genome assembly. NCBI's taxonomy places the organism in Eukaryota, Viridiplantae, Streptophyta, Magnoliopsida, Poales, Poaceae.
AUGGCGUCUAGCUGCUGCGGCAAGAGGCCCAGACCAGCCGUCCCCUUGCUGCUGGUGCUGCUGCUCGUCGUCUCUUGCGCGUUGUCGGUGUCGGCCAGCGGCGGCGGCAGGGGCAACGGCACACGGACGGCGGAGUUCCGUUCUGGGGACGAGCUGCGAGCGUACCAGAGCAUCGUGGCCCAGAUGGACCGGAUGAAGAAGGCCUCCGUCAAGACCAUCCAGAGCGCCGACGGCGACAUCAUCCACUGCGUGCCGGCGCACCUCCAGCCGGCGUUUGACCACCCAACGUUGAGGGGCCAAAAGCCAGAGCCUGAGCCGGAGGAGAGGCCCAAGACCAGCGCCGACGCUGCGGAGGAAGAAGGGGACGCCGUGUUCCCGCAGGCGUGGAGCGACGGCGGCGAGUCGUGCCCCGGCGGGACGGUCCCGAUACGGCGGACCACGGAGAGCGACCUGCGGCGGCACUCCGGCUCCCUCCGGCGGUACGGGAUGAAGCCCCGCGCGGCCGGCGUCCGCCGCGACUCCACCAGCGACGGCCACGAGCACGCGGUGGGGUACGUGACCGGCGACCAGUUCUACGGCGCCAAGGCGAGCCUGAACGUGUGGCCGGCCAGGGUGGCGUCGGCGGCGGAGUUCAGCCUCUCCCAGAUCUGGGUCAUCUCCGGCACCUUCGGCAACGACCUCAACACCAUCGAAGCCGGCUGGCAGGUGAGCCCUCAACUGUAUGGCGACAACAGCCCACGCUUCUUCACCUACUGGACGAGCGACGCGUACCAGGCGACCGGGUGCUACAACCUGCACUGCUCGGGGUUCGUGCAGACCAACCGGCGGAUCGCCAUCGGGGCCGCCAUCUCGCCGGCGUCCGCAUACAACGGCCGCCAGUUCGACAUCAGCCUGCUCAUCUGGAAGGACCCGCGCCGGGGCCACUGGUGGCUGCAGCUCGGCUCCGGCCCGCUCGUCGGCUACUGGCCCUCCUCCCUCUUCUCCCACCUCGGCGGCCACGCCAAUAUGGUGCAGUUCGGCGGCGAGGUCGUCAACACGCGCCCCUCGGGCUCCCACACCCCCACGCAGAUGGGGAGCGGCCACUUCCCGCGCGAGGGCUUCAACCGCGCCGCCUACUUCCGCAACGUCCAGGUGGUCGACUGGGACAACAACCUCCUCCCCGCUAGGGACCUCCGGCUCGUCGCCGACCACCCCGCCUGCUACGGCAUCCAGGGCGGCUACAACCGCGCCUGGGGCAACUACUUCUACUACGGCGGGCCGGGCCGGAACGUGCACUGCCCCUAG